Messenger RNA from Clarias gariepinus (North African catfish), 1637 nucleotides. Its product is annotated as zinc finger and SCAN domain-containing protein 2-like. The coding region runs from base 254 to 1324 and encodes 356 amino acids. Lineage: Eukaryota; Metazoa; Chordata; Actinopteri; Siluriformes; Clariidae. The record is from RefSeq and is a predicted model, not a curated record. Gene Ontology annotation, cellular component: nucleus. The transcript has 3 exons.
UCAGUCGCAGCAGCGAGCCGAGGAGUCUGAGUGAUAACAGCGAUAGAACCAGAAACAAAAUAGUAUUUUUUUUAUUAACUUGGCGUAUUUUUUGGAUUAUACAGACCUAAAUUUGUGUGUUAAUUUACUUUUAAUUGAACCCAUAGUAGUAAAGGUCUUUUCAAUAAUCACCGGGUACUCGUUUCUUCGCUUCCGUGUUUGUUAACUCUGUUACUUCAAAGCAUUUUAUCGUUUUAUAAACGAACCGGUCGCCAUGGCAACAGCGGCACUGGAUAAGAGCGUGUCUCGGAGCGGUAACGUGUCCAAACUGGAGCGACUGAACUGUCGUGUGAUGAAGCUGCUGACGGCGGCGGUGCAGGAGGUGCUGGAGGCUGUAAAAGAAACUGUGUCCGAAUAUCAGGAGAAAACGUCUCGGACGCAGAGGGAGAACGAAAGGCUGCGUCUGAAAUUACAGGAUGCCUUGAAGAGCCUGGAGAAAGAGCGGGAAGUUUCAAGACUCGCAUCUAUCUCCUUGUCCAUUAACCGUCCGUCCACUGAGUCUCCGCAGACCCCUGAAGUUCAACAAGUCUCUUCUUUAAAACAAGAUUCAGUUGUUAAAGCAGACGCAGAACCAGAGGCAGUGUGUGACCUGCAAGUGGCGUUUACGCUACCGCCUGCAAGCACGUCAAGAGCCGAACAGGUCAACGCCUCAGAUUUGAACCGCACCAUUAAAAGAAUGGAACAUGGCACUUGUGUUGCUGAUGCCUCAUCAAGCGUAGACGUUAAAACCGAACCUGUUGCGUCCGAAUGUUCUCAACAGCAACAGCAACAACAACAGCAACAACAACAGCAACAGCUCAGUCAAGUUUUAGUUACCAUGGGUGAGUCUCAGAGAGAUGAGACAACCAGGCAGGACAACACCAGCUCUAGUCUGUACGUCCAGUCGAACCUCAGCGCACUCGGAAGGUGUCUCGGGAACAACUGGAGGACAUCGUCUUCCCUGCAAAGACUGGAAAGACAACGUUACAGUCCACGAGAUGAGGAGCACCACGUUUGCCACGUUUGCGGGAAGACCUUCAGUCGUGUCGGGAACCUUCGGAUCCAUCAGAGGUGUCACACCGGAGAGAAACCGUAUCGUUGCCUGGUGUGUGGCCGCUGCUUUAGCCAAGCUGGAGAUCUGAAAAAGCACAGAAGGGUCCACACUGGAGAGAAGCCCUACUGCUGUGUCCAGUGUGGGAAAAGCUUCAGCAGAGGCGAGAAUCUAAAGCGGCAUCAAAAGAUCCACAUAGGAGACAGGUUACGCCGCCAGAGUAUGUGGAAAGAUUCUCAUGGGCUGGCCAUUUGAUAUUUAUUUAUUUAUAUAUAUUUUUUGGGGGUGGGAUUCCUGUAGAGGAGCAAUGAAGACAAGGUCUAAAUAUGUGCUGGUCACAAAGAGGAGGAGGGGGAUUUAUUGUUAUUGUCAGAGGAAUGCAACACAUUGGGUGGGACAUGAUGUUAGGGAUAAAUCAUCAACUAACGUGCUAAUUGUGGCGUUGCUUCAUCAGAAGAAAAAAAAAAACAGGAUUCCAGCAUGGUUAGGGGCAGGGCUUUUUUUCUUUUAACAGACUUAAAAACUAUCAGGAGGAACCUGAAAUUAAUAAAAUCAGUUUUUCUAAGAA